CAUCUGACCAGGAGAAACGAUAUCAAGAUGCCUCCCCGCGCCCCCUAUAUUGUGCCGGCGCUCACGAAGCACACCGCGACAGUGAUCAUGGCCCACGGCUUGGGCGACAGUGGUGCUGGAUGGAUGGCUCUGGCCCAGAACUGGCGCCGUCGCGGCAUGUUCGAUGAAGUGGCUUUCAUUUUCCCGAAUGCGCCCAUGAUCCCUAUCACAGUGAACUUCGGAAUGAGCAUGCCGGGAUGGUACGACAUUUCCAAGCUGGGUCGUGAUUUGGACUUUGAGGAGGCCAUCCGCCACCAAGACGAACCAGGUGCCAUUCGUUCCCGUGACUACUUCAACACCCUCAUCAAGGAGCAGAUCGAUCAGGGCAUUAAGCCCUCCCGCAUCGUCCUCGGAGGAUUCUCCCAGGGUGGAGCCAUGUCCCUCUUCACGGGUCUCACGAACAAGGAGAAGUUAGGUGGUGUGUUUGGUCUCUCUUGCUACUUGUUGCUCCAUGAUCGGGUCAAGAACUAUAUCCCCGAGGAUUAUCCGAACAAGAAGACGCCGUUCUUCAUGGGUCAUGGUCUGGAAGACGAGGUGGUCAAGUAUGACUUCGGUAAGCAGUCGGCAAAGAUGCUGGAGGAUUUGGGCUUGGAGGAUGUCAAGUUCCAUUCUUACCCUGAUCUCGGCCACUCUGCCGAUCCGGUUGAGAUUCAGGACCUGGAGAACUUCCUUGGCAAGGUCAUUCCUCCGGAGGAUGCUGCCUCUGGGUUAUGACUUGAUGAUGGCAGUACGGCCCUGGCCGGGCCAUCUAUGGCGACCCCCGUCACAUAUGGAAUCUUUCUGGGCAUCGUUGUAUUGGUAAUUGCGGUUUUGCUGUCGAGGUUCAGCUGGAGGGAGAAGCGAGCUGCACCAAUGAAACAGGAUUGAACAUAUGAUUUGCUUUUGGCUUCUUGAAGAUGUCUAGACGAUAGAUCAAUAUGCACGAAUUGACGGAAUCUAGUAGCCAUCUACCCAUCACCCCUAAGUCUCG
Aspergillus ibericus CBS 121593 is the source of this 1009-nucleotide messenger RNA. RefSeq names its product palmitoyl-(protein) hydrolase. The coding region runs from base 28 to 753 and encodes 241 amino acids. The record is from RefSeq and is a predicted model, not a curated record. Gene Ontology annotation, cellular component: cytoplasm. The transcript is spliced from 6 exons. Gene Ontology annotation, biological process: protein depalmitoylation. Gene Ontology annotation, molecular function: carboxylic ester hydrolase activity; palmitoyl-(protein) hydrolase activity. Lineage: Eukaryota; Fungi; Ascomycota; Eurotiomycetes; Eurotiales; Aspergillaceae.